Messenger RNA from Rhea pennata, 1578 nucleotides. RefSeq names its product CUGBP Elav-like family member 4 (gene CELF4). NCBI's taxonomy places the organism in Eukaryota, Metazoa, Chordata, Aves, Rheiformes, Rheidae. The transcript has 14 exons. The record is from RefSeq and is a predicted model, not a curated record. Gene Ontology annotation, cellular component: ribonucleoprotein complex; cytoplasm; nucleus. The coding region runs from base 1 to 1485 and encodes 494 amino acids. Gene Ontology annotation, biological process: mRNA splice site recognition; regulation of alternative mRNA splicing, via spliceosome. Gene Ontology annotation, molecular function: mRNA binding.
AUGUAUAUAAAGAUGGCCACGUUAGCAAACGGACAACCAGACAAUACCAGCCUGAGUAGCAAUCACAGCAACCCCAGCACCAACGGGCAUAUGAACGGAUUAAACCAUAGUCCCGGAAACCCAUCCACCAUCCCAAUGAAGGACCACGAUGCCAUUAAGCUCUUUAUUGGGCAGAUCCCCCGUAACCUGGACGAGAAAGACCUCAAACCGCUCUUCGAGGAGUUCGGGAAGAUCUAUGAACUGACGGUGCUGAAGGACAGGUUCACUGGCAUGCACAAAGGCUGUGCCUUCCUAACAUACUGCGAAAGGGAGUCUGCUCUAAAGGCCCAGAGUGCACUGCAUGAACAGAAGACACUGCCAGGGAUGAACAGACCAAUCCAGGUGAAACCAGCGGACAGCGAAAGCCGAGGAGAAGACAGAAAACUCUUUGUGGGUAUGCUCAAUAAGCAGCAGUCAGAAGAUGACGUGCGCAGGCUAUUCGAGGCAUUUGGCAACAUCGAGGAGUGCACAAUCCUUCGGGGACCCGAUGGCAACAGCAAAGGGUGUGCAUUUGUGAAAUACUCUUCACAUGCAGAGGCCCAAGCAGCCAUCAAUGCCUUGCAUGGCAGCCAGACAAUGCCGGGAGCCUCUUCAAGCCUGGUGGUGAAAUUUGCAGAUACAGACAAGGAACGUACAAUGAGACGCAUGCAGCAAAUGGCGGGACAGAUGGGCAUGUUCAACCCCAUGGCCAUCCAGUUUGGAGCGUAUGGCGCCUAUGCACAGGCACUGAUGCAGCAGCAAGCCGCGAUCAUGGCAUCGGUGGCGCAAGGUGGCUACCUGAACCCCAUGGCAGCAUUUGCCGCGGCCCAGAUGCAGCAGAUGGCGGCUCUGAACAUGAACGGCCUGGCGGCUGCCCCCAUGACACCGACCUCAGGUGGAAGCACGCCUCCUGGCAUAACUGCACCAGCUGUGCCUAGCAUCCCAUCUCCAAUUGGGGUGAAUGGUUUCACUGGCCUCCCGCCUCAGGCUAAUGGGCAGCCCGCCGCAGAAGCCGUGUUUGCUAAUGGCAUCCACCCUUACCCAGCACAGAGCCCCACUGCAGCAGACCCCUUGCAGCAAGCCUACGCUGGAGUGCAGCAGUACGCAGGUCCAGCUGCUUAUCCUGCUGCUUAUGGCCAGAUUAGUCAAGCGUUCCCACAGCCGCCUCCCAUGAUCCCACAGCAACAGAGAGAAGGACCAGAGGGCUGUAACCUGUUUAUCUACCAUCUGCCCCAGGAGUUUGGGGAUGCUGAGCUGAUGCAGAUGUUCCUGCCUUUCGGUAAUGUCAUCUCCUCGAAAGUGUUUGUGGAUCGGGCGACAAACCAAAGUAAAUGCUUUGGUUUUGUGAGUUUUGACAAUCCUGCCAGUGCCCAAGCUGCCAUCCAGGCUAUGAAUGGCUUCCAGAUUGGCAUGAAGAGGCUGAAGGUGCAGCUCAAGAGGCCAAAGGAUGCUAAUCGUCCCUACUGAAGAGUUGUAGGAACCGCUGGAUACAAAGCACUAGCACAGACUGUAACAUUUCUUCAAGAAAAGUAUCACAUCUGCUGACUUCGAAGGACAUGC